Molecule: messenger RNA, 516 nt
Organism: Mesorhabditis belari
Lineage: Eukaryota; Metazoa; Nematoda; Chromadorea; Rhabditida; Rhabditidae
Source: the annotation of a GenBank genome assembly
AUGAUGAAUCCAGGACUAAACAUCGCUGAAUUUCGACCACGACUCGACACUUUUGGCACGACGAGCAGCCGCGAUAGUGGGAUUGAUAUCAGAGAUCGGGAGAUGAGUUUACGGACACCUACACCAUUGCAAACGAUACGUGAAUCUGGUCAUGAGCAAGAAGUGAAACAGAAUGGACAAAACGGACAUCAUCAUCCUCAUCAUCAUCAUCAUCAUCACGAGCAUCGACGGAAACAUGUAAAGAAUCCGUGGAGGAAAAUUGAGAUUGACACCGUUUUGUGGGCAAUUGUCUUUGCAAUGACUGUUUUCUUCUUUCGUCUCCCAAUCAGCAUCUGGUUUAGCGUCAGAACUUAUUGGCCAUCAAUGUACGUUUCGCUUAUCUUAUGGGGAGUUCUAUGGUGUCUCGGAAUACUUGUCUACUUUCACAAGAAAGAUCCAGAGAAUGAGAAAAAGAUGAUCAGAAAAGUUUCUCUUCAAGCGAUCACCUGGAUCACAUUGUUUGCUGCUGCUGGAACG